AUGGGUGAUAUUAAAAUAAGUAUUGAAAAACCUUUCAAGAAAGCAUGGAUCAAUUCUUGUUACCAACAAACAUUGCUGCCAGGUUCUCCAUGGCAUAAGCUAGAAGCUAAGCUAGCUAGAGAAUUAGCUAACAGAGUAGAGAAACAAUUUGAUCAUUUAGAAAGAAAAGAAAUGCUGUUAGAUUUACUUGGUAAUCAAUUUGUACAGGAAUUUCUACCUAAUGUUCAACGUAAUCCAACAUUACUGGAACCACCUAAUUUAAGUUAUGAAAGUCGUCAGUUAUUGUAUGUGGAGGCUCAGGGUUGGUUGAAUAGUCAAAUGUAUAAAACAGUACGAGAACUUGGUUAUCAAAAUAUGUUGAAUGGCAACUCUUCUGAAGAUGAACCCCCAUCUGAUUUUACUGAUUUUUUACAACAUACAUUUAGUGUGUUUAAUGAUGGUUUAGAUAGAGAAUUAUUCAUACAGGAAAAAGACUUAGCUGCAAAGAAAAAACAUCAACUUGAUCGAGACAAAAGAAGAAAUGAAAAUAAGUUUAUACCUAAACCUAGUAGAUAUAAACCAGUGUCUAGUGCAUCAUUAGAUACCAAUACAUCAUCUAAACCCUCUUCUAGUCAAAUUAAAGCCAUGGUACAGAGAGUUGAAGGUGAUCCUCCACCAUUAUGGGGUAAACAGAGUGAUGAAGUUGGUGAUUCAGUUUUAGCUAUAUUACAACAUGAUCCAAGGAAAUUUGAACAUGUAGCAGGUAGAUUACAUGGAAGACAGUUACCAGGACAACUAAGAUCUUAUAUGUGGGCUGAUAUUCUCUUGAAAAUGGAACGCAAAAAAUUGAAGGACGUUAAUGCUGAGAAAUAUGUAAGAGAAAGAUUUGGUAGAGCAGUAUCAAGAGGGUUAACAGAUUUACAUGUACAGAGAGCAACACAGUCACCUAUUAAUGGGUUAAUACAGAAUGCUGUUAUUGAGACGUAUUCUAAGACAACUAGUAUGGUAGCUUAUAAAGGCAUGAAUCAUUUAAAAGAAACAGCUAGAGUAUUGAAUAUAUUGUAUGUAUAUGAUAGAAGUUAUGAACCAUAUUUAAUACAUUGGCUAUUUCCCUUACAAAUAGCAUUCCGUGGUAAAUCUGAUACAGUCAUUGAUAGAACUGGACAUGCUAUGGAUUUAUCAAUGUAUUUAGAUUUAUUGAAUACUAAUUGUUUUCCAAAAUGGCCUGAAGUGUUUGCUAUAGCUGAACAAGUUAUGUCUGUACUACAGAAAUCAGAUCCUGAAUUAUAUAACCACCUGCGUACCAUUUCUAGAAUUAAUGUUCAAUUUAACCCUAAGGAAUUUCUGGUUCAAAUGAUACAUGAAGAGAAGGCUAAGGCAGAAGCUAUAUUGAAGGCUACUGAUCCAGGUGCAUCAAGAGAUGAGAGUAUGUCAACUGAGUUAUUAGCUGAUCCUAUUAUUUUUAUUAGACGGUGGAUAGGAGAGGGAUUUGUUAGUGUUUUAGACACACCAGGUGUAAUGUAUGUUUGGGAUCAGUGUUUUAUGCAGGGUUGGACACAUACAGUAUUACAGAAUACAUGUCUAUCUUUAUUACAAUUGUUACGUCACAAGUUUAUGACAGUUGAAGAUUAUAUGGGUAUGAAAGAGGUAUUCCUUAUUGAACCAUGUAAACUGUAUACAGCUGAUGUUCAGGCCUCAUGGAUACAUUUAGAAAUAGGUAAACCUUUAACAGAGGUACAAUAUCUUAACAGACAAAGACCAAGUUCACCAUCAGGAACAAGAAGUCCUUCAGUACAUCCUGCAAGUCCUUUUCCUGGUAUAUUGCAACCUUGUGGUAUUAAAGGUGUUCGUAUAAAGUUAAUUAUACCAUUAGAAAUUGUACAAAGGGAACCCUGGUUAUUAAAUGUGAAGGCUGAGAAUUUAAAGCUUCAUUCAGCUAUUUAUUUUGGUAGUAUAAGAUUGAGAUCAAGGAUGAAUCUGACUCCAGCUAAAGUCAAUCGAACCUCCAGGGAUAAUUUUGGUAAUUCCAUCUACCAGUUGUCCUAUCCUCAAGAAAAGUUUGUGUAUGAGGCUUUGGAUCUCUUGGAGUAUGAUGUUGAAAGAGAAUUAGGAGCUUCACCAUAUGCUAUAUUAAGAUUAGAGUAUGAUUCAGUACAACAGAGUCAACAAGGAAAAGCUCCAAUAUCAGUAGGUUGGGCUAGAGUACCAUUAUUUAAACGUGGUAGUAGAGGUGGCGGUAGAGUAUCAACUGAUUCCUCCUGGUCACUAGUAUUAGGUGAUACAAGUUUUACACUACAUCCUGGACAAAUACCAGAUAGUCUGGUGUCAUCUUCACACCCUAUUACACCAUCUCUACCAUCAUUCUCUACUGAUAAAGAUGAAGCUGAUGUCCUAAUUGGAUAUAAUUCUGAACUAUCUGCUGUUGUGUAUGAUCCUCGCAAUGAACCACAGUCUGCUAGCCCUGAUCCUUUUACAAGUACAGAUAAUAUAACGACACCAGUUCCACCACAUGAUACCAGAAAACAAUCUCCAAGGAAACCAGAACCUAGAAAGCUAUUAACACCAGAAUCUGAUCCUGUUGUAAAUCUACCUCCAAGAAGACCAGAUCCAGUUCUACCACCAGCAGCUGUUCAUCAACCUAAACAACAUCCAACUCAAAAACCAGAACCAAUCAUCAAACCAACAGCACAGCCAACCCCCACACCACAACCAACAUUAUCUAGAACUAGUUUAAGAGAGGAGUUUAAACCAUGGGUAGAACAUCAGCCCCUUGCUGCAGCAGACAAUCCUAGCCCUAUAUCUGUUAAAGAUGCUUUUGAUUUAUAUAUUGAUCAAGUUCGAUACAUACCUGAUAAUGCUUCUAUUGUUAAGGUGACAGGACGUGUUCUACAAACAGGUGAUAUAGACAAGUUAAAUGAUAUUGCAGCUAUACCCAAUUUAGACAUGUCAGCAAGAUGUCCAGUAUUUGACUAUAGAUUAUGUAUUAAUUCAAGUAAUAAGCAAGCUAGACAAGAUAUGCUGGUCUUAUUGAGAUGUUAUACAGUAGAUAUUGUUCAAGAAACUCUCUGUGUAGUUGGAAAUUGUUUGGUCCCUCUUUUUGAUCAGAAUGGUAAACUAUUGGUAGGUGGACAUCAAUUAAGAUUAAGAGAAGGUCUUCCUGUUCAGAAUGACAAGUUAAAAGCAAGUGAUUUAGACCAACAUAUUGCUAUACCAUCUACUUCAAUUUUGAUAAGAUUAUUACCACAUACUAAGAAUCCAAUACCAGCACCAAAAUAUUCUCUAGGAUAUUAUUUGUCUGAGCAAUGUCGACCAAAUGAUUCAGAGAAAAAAAUCUACACAAGUUAUGGUAUCCAUAGAGCUUACCCUCAAACAGAGAGAGAAAUGAUCAAACGCUUACAACAAACUGAGAAAGUUAAAACUGGUCAGUCAGAUAGGUCGCUGAGAGACUGGUUAAUAGAGAGAUUGGAUAUUAAGAAGCAAUUAUCCAGUAACGAGAAACCCCAAUCAUUAAGUUUAACCAGAUGCGUUAGAUAUCGUGUAAAACAAGGCCUCAACAUAAAGAUCAACCAGGCAUUUGGCUUAAAAGGAGAUUAUUAUGUACACUGUUUUGCUAGAAUAGCACCUGGUCGUAAAGUUUUAGGUAUGGAACCUACUACUGAAGGUUUUGGUAAAGAAAGUAAAUUUAUAACAUUAAAACAUGAUAAUGAAAGUUAUCUGAUGUCACCUGUUUGGACUAGUCAACCAGAAGGUUUGCAUCCAUUUUAUGAUCCAUAUAGUUGUUUGAUCAUUCAAAUAUUUGGUUUGAAAUUAAAAUAUAAGGCUGAAUCAAGCCAUUCUAAACCAGGAGUUGUUACUGGGAUGAAAGGCGAGAAACUCAAUCUUGAUAUGGAGAAUAUUAUAGGAUGGUCUGUUGUACCAAUAUUUGAAGGAAAUUCAGUAUUGACUGGGACACACUAUGUACCAAUAUUUAAAGGCAAUCCUACAGAAGAAAUUUUAACAGAGAUAACUAAAAAUAGUGCUAAUCUUGUCUUAAGAUCUCAAACUAUACCAAAAGAAAAAUAUGAUUCAGCAAGUUUAGCUGUGACUAUGUGGGAUGCCCAUUAUGAAUUUAAUGAAAUACCAGAAUUCAAUGAUUAUGAACAUUUGUUAGAGGCAGUAGGGAAUAUCAAUGAUUAUACGGCUGUUAGAAAAAAACAAACUGGUAAAAGAUACUGUGAUUUCGUCCUGGACUCUCUGCCUCAAAAAUUAAAAAAACAGGGUACAAAAGGAAGUAUUUAUCAAAAAGAACAAGGUUUCUUUGAUUCUAUCAUGUCAAAAACAUUUUAUGAUUUGGUGGAAAGUGCUUUAAUGACUGCAGGUUUUGGGCCUUUAUAGAUGUGUUUUAUUAGUUAUUGAUAGUGUUUAAGUGGGGAGACAGUUUUAAACCAGUUAUCUUUUUAUUUGAGAUUUGUCGUGAAUUCAGAUUUUUGGAGAUUAUAAUGUCAAUAUUUUUUUAGGGUGUGUUAGUUCAGUUCAACUUUAAUGUGUCAUAUCAAUACUAAUCCCUUGAUGUACUAAAUGCAUUUACGUUUCU
Messenger RNA from Lottia gigantea (owl limpet), 4552 nucleotides. RefSeq lists its product as hypothetical. The transcript has 27 exons. Lineage: Eukaryota; Metazoa; Mollusca; Gastropoda; Lottiidae. The coding region runs from base 1 to 4353 and encodes 1450 amino acids. The record is from RefSeq and is a predicted model, not a curated record.